CAAGAUAACCUAAAAUUCCAAACAAUAAUAAUUUAUUUAUGUAUAUGCUAUAGUUAUUAGCUAAAAGUAUGAGCCGUGAGAACUCUAGGUCGUUAAAGCGUAAACGCUCACCAGCUCCAGAUCGUGAAACCUGCAGAGAUCGGAGCACUGGUCAAGGAUGUUCCAAAAAAUUGGAUACAGAAUUUAGUUUUGAAAAAUACAAGCGGCCUUUAAAUAAAAUAUUACAGUACAGUGAUGAUAGAAACACCAUUACCAACAACUUGGACGACUUCUGGAUAUUUGUUAAGAAGUAUGAAGCCACAUUACGAAAAGCUGGAAAACCAAUCCUUGAUCACCAGAAUGCAGAGGAAAAAGACACUUAUUCCAAGUACAAGUGUAUAAAUUUUACAACUAAAAUGAAAUUUGUUGAUGUAUAUGACGACAGAGACCGUAACAGAUUGGACAAGAAGCUGUUUGAUGCAUUUUUGGAUAUUGUAUCCAUAUAUUUGGACUUUAAAAACAAAGAGAAAUUUGAGAAGCUCAGAAAGUUGCGAAAAACACAAGCAGACCUUCCAGUAGCCAAGUACAGAGAUGUAAUAGUUUCGGCAGUUCAAGAUAACAGGGUGGUGAUUGUCGCCGGAGACACUGGGUGCGGGAAGUCAACACAAGUGCCCCAGUACUUACAUGAAGCUGGAUUUCAAAAUAUAGCUUGCACCCAGCCAAGGAGGAUAGCCUGUAUAUCUCUGUCCAAGCGAGUGGCCUACGAGACUCUCUCACAGUUUGAGACUCACAUUGGGUACCAGAUCAGGUUUGAGAAGAGCAAAACUGCAGACACCAAGAUCUGCUUCAUUACUGAAGGUUUACUUUUAAGACAGAUGUCCUCCGACUCUCUCCCCAGCUACGACGUGAUCAUCCUGGACGAGAUCCACGAGCGCCACCUCAUGGGCGACUUCCUGCUCGGCGUGCUCAAGUGCCUCGUGCACACCCGGACGGAUAUCAAGCUCGUGCUCAUGUCCGCUACUAUUAAUAUAAAGUUGUUUGAAGAUUACUUUGCGGCUGAGAGUGCUGCUGUUAUUCAGGUUCCAGGCAGGCUGUACCCGAUAGACCUGCACUACAAGCCGAUCUUCAUCGAGGGCAAACCGACGAGGGACGACCGCCUCGACCCGCAGCCGUAUGUUCAGAUCAUGCAGCUCAUUGAUGAUAAGUACCCGAGCGAUGAAAGAGGCGACGUGCUGAUAUUCAUGUCGGGCGUGCAGGAGAUCACCAACAUCUGCGACGCGGCGCAGCAGUACGCCGACAAGAGCCAGAAGUGGAUCGUGCUGCCGCUGCACAGCGGACUGUCUGUAGCUGAACAGGACAAGGUUUUCCACUAUCCACCAGAGGGCAUCAGGAAAUGUAUAGUAUCAACGAACAUAGCGGAAACUUCAGUCACUAUUGAUGGCAUACGAUUUGUCGUGGAUUCUGGAAAGGUGAAAGAGAUGAGUUACGACCCCACCACCAAGAUGCAAAGGCUGAAAGAGUUUUGGAUUUCGCAAGCCAGCGCUGACCAGAGGAAAGGAAGAGCCGGGAGAACAGGCCCCGGCGUAUGCUACCGCAUAUACUCCGUGGAACAAUUCAACGCCAUGGACCGCUUCAGCACGCCGGAGAUAGCUCGAGUGCCGCUAGCCAGCCUCGUGCUGCUGAUGACGUCACUGGGCAUGAGCGACGCGCGCCGGUUCCCGUUCGUGGACAAGCCCCCGGGUGAGGUGCUCGAGAAUGCACUGUUGGAGUUGAAACAACAUGGGGCCUUAACACCGAAUGAAAAGCUGACGCCUCUAGGCAAGGCCCUAGCUAAUCUACCCGUGGAGGUGCCACUAGCUAAAGCCCUAGUCCUGGGCAGUGCCACGUUACCUCCCCAUCAGAGAGAUUCGGCGCUAGCCCUGGCCGCUGGGCUGGGUAUACGGUCUAUCUUCACUACAAGGGCGCAUAGGGAUUUUGAAUGCGAGAACGCCCGUAAACCAGACGAGUCCGACCGUGGGGACCCCCUAACCCUGCUCUCUCUGUACUGCUCGUGGCUGGCAGUGAAGCGGGCGGGCAGCGGCCGCGCGUGGUGCAAGCGAAGAGGCAUCGAGGAGCAGAGCCUGUAUGAGAUGACCAAGUUGCAUGCGCAACUGCAGAGCUUGUUACGGGACAGCAACUUGAUAGAAGCGCCGGAGCCCGAGUCGAUGUCAUCAGCGGAGCGUGCGCAGAGGCACGGGCAGAUGAAGCAUUUGAGGGACUUGAAGAGAAAAUACAAGCAGCAAUCGGCGGAAGACCUCAAGAAGAAGAAGCGCCUGAAAUUCAACAGCUACGAAAUCGUCGACGAAGACAAAGAGGACGACAACACCAUAGACAUUAAGGACAUAGAGUUCCGUAUGAGCAACGAUGCUGGGAGGCUGGCGGGGCUACUGAGCGCGGGCGGGGGGCGGCAGCUGAUGACGCUGCAACUGUUGCUGGCUCGAGCCUUGUAUCCGAACCAGGCUGUGCCCGACAAUCAUAACCAUUGCAAGUCAGUCUCCGAGCAACUCUUCCACACAUACCACAAGCCGUAUGUCUUCCUUCACCCGACGAGUUACUUCGGCAAGAACCCUCGCGCGGUGCAACUGACGGACGACGAGGUGAUGGACAAGCCGCCCGGGUAUAAGAGCAACCUGCCGCUGUCCGGGAAACAUCAGCUGUUGUGUUACUUAUCUCUGCUAGAAACGACGAAGCCCUACGUGGUGAAUUCAAUGCGUAUGCCGGCGGCACAGACCCUGCUGGUGCUCGCGCAUAGCAUCGACACUAACAUGGGAUUUACUAGAUUGGUAUGUGAUUCGUGGCUUCUUCUAGAAUUUCCAUAUCCUGACUCCGGUUUGAAUUUACUGCUGAAAGCCACUAAAGUGAGACAGAAAUGGGACUACUUGAUUAAUCGCAGACUAGCCGAUGCAAACACAGAAAAAUCUGUAGAGUCGGAGCUAGAAAAGGCUAAAAAUAUUCACAAAAAGUCUUACGAUGAAUUACAACACGAAUUAUCGUGUGACAUCGGAUCUUAUAUGACCACUGAAGUGUACUAUACUAUUAAGAGACUUUUACCGGGAGAUUUAAAAGUUAUGUACUAUGGAGCGGACGAGGAAUCGACGCAAGCUAAUAUAGACCCUAACCCGUUUGAAGAGGGUUACGAAUGCCAUCCACACGAGAAGAAAGGAGGCGUUUAUGUGACGGAUAAUAUUAUUUAUAACUGUGUGGUCGACACAGAAUGGAGUGCGAAUAACUACAACGAACUACACAACAUCCCUUGGGAGUGCCCCGAAUGCUCCCUAACCCUCUGUCUAUCGCCAAUAGAGAAACUACAACACAAACAUUUCAUCUGUACUUCUAGAAACAUCCAGAAGGAACCAGAAGCUUCGACGAGCAAAAGGGAAAAUAAACCCAAUGCCAAGGAGUAUAAGUGUGAAGUUUGUUCGCAGGAUUUGUACCUGACGCCUGUCGAGAUUUUAAAACAUAAGAAGAGUUGUAAGAGAUAAUUAAUAAAUGUAUGAUGUAAGUAA
Messenger RNA from Plutella xylostella (diamondback moth), 3524 nucleotides. RefSeq names its product putative ATP-dependent RNA helicase DHX34. Gene Ontology annotation, molecular function: RNA binding; ATP binding; helicase activity. Gene Ontology annotation, cellular component: intracellular anatomical structure. The record is from RefSeq and is a predicted model, not a curated record. NCBI's taxonomy places the organism in Eukaryota, Metazoa, Arthropoda, Insecta, Lepidoptera, Plutellidae.